This is a messenger RNA of Myzus persicae (green peach aphid), 1743 nucleotides long. RefSeq names its product zinc finger MYM-type protein 1-like. The record is from RefSeq and is a predicted model, not a curated record. Gene Ontology annotation, molecular function: protein dimerization activity. The transcript is spliced from 5 exons. The coding region runs from base 1 to 1743 and encodes 580 amino acids. Lineage: Eukaryota; Metazoa; Arthropoda; Insecta; Hemiptera; Aphididae.
AUGAUACCGAGUGUUCUAAGAAAUGGAGAAAAAGUAAAGAGAAAUUUUCUUCUUUACUCUGAAAGUACAGGAAAACUAUAUUGCGUUCCUUGUCGGAUAUUUGAUGGAGUAUCUAGUUUUUCUAUUCAUGGAUUUUCUGAUUGGAAAAAAGCUAGAGUUAAACUUUCUUCUCAUGAAAAUUCAAAUCAUCAUAGAUUUUGUGUUUUAAUAAUGAAAGAUAGAAGUGACGUUUUAAAAAGAAUUGAUUCAAAAUUAUUGCUUCAAAUGGAUACAGAAAUUCAAGGAUUGUCAUUCAGAGGAGAUAAUGAAAUAUUUGGUUCAACACAUAAUGGUAAUUUUAUGAUGGCUAUUGAACUUAUUGCAGAGUUUGAUCCUUUUUUGGCUCAACAUAUAAAAACAUAUGGACAUUCAGGAAAAGGUCAUACAUCGUAUCUGUCUUCCCACACUUAUGAACAAUUUAUUAUUGUUAUGGCAAAUCAAGUAACUGAUCAAAUCAUAAAAGAAGUUCACAAAGCACGUUAUUUUUCAAUAAGUGUGGACUCAACUCCAGAUAUUUCUCACAAAGAUCAACUCUCUUUUAUUUUACGCUAUGUGUCUGAAAAUGGAAAGCCUGUAGAACGUUUUUUAUGUUUUAUUGAAAAUAGUGGUCAUAAAGCAGAAGAAUUGAUAGAUGCAGUUUUUACUGUAAUUAACUCCUAUAACAUUGACAUAUCUUACCUUAGAGGACAAACUUAUGAUAACGCAAUGAAUAUGUCCGGACAAUAUAGUGGAUUACAAGCUAGGAUUAAAGAAAUUAAUCCUUUGGCUGAUUACAUACCAUGUUCAGCACACUCAUUAAACCUUAUUGGUACAUGCGCUGCAAGUUGUUGUAAAAAUGCUUCUUCAGUAAAAGAGUUAUCUGCAACACGUUGGUCUGCACGAGAAGAUGCAUGUAGAAGCUUAAAUAAUUAUUGGGAUAGAGUAAUCAGUGCUCUUAAAGAAAUUAAAAAUAAUGAUCAACAAAAGGCACAAACGCGAUGUGAAGCGAAAGGUAUUUUGAAAAGUUUGGCUUGCUUUGAAAAUAAUUUAAUGUCUAUAUUUUGGGGAGAUCUUCUUGGACGUUUUAAUGCUGUGAGUAAAAAGUUACAGUCAAUCGAUAUUGACUUGUAUUUAGUGGUUGAAUUGUAUGAAUCGCUCAUUCAAUAUAUUUCUAAUCUUCGUAAUGAAAAAAUGUUUAAAAUGUAUGAAGAUCGAGCUUCUAAAUUACAUGGAGGUGACACAGAAUAUAAAUUAGAUGUACAAAGAAAGAGGAAAAGAAAAAUUUUCUACGAUGAACCACAAGAUGAACUUAAUUUUUUUUUGAAAUGUGCUGAAAACUUAUGUAAAAUAUACAAAGAUGACUUAGAUAAAAGCUUUUGUAAUGAAUGUGUACACUUCCAAAGUCAUAUUAAGUCUCUUAAAGAUAAAGCUCCAAAAAAUAUUCGGGACCUAAGUACACUGAUACGAUCCAAAGAUUUACAAACAAUCUAUCCAUAUGUGGAUAUUGCACUUAGAAUGUUUCUGUGUACACCAGCAACGAAUUGUUCUUCAGAAAGAUCUUUUUCAACCCUGAGAAGAUUAAAAACAUAUCUUAGAUCGGUCAUGAAUAAUGAUCGUUUAAAUGCUUUAGCUGUACUAAAUAUUGAAAGUGAACUAACUUCUAGCAUCAAUUAUGAUAACAUAAUUAAAGAAUUUGCCGAGUCACAAUCCAGAAAAAAAAUUUAA